AUGGCCGCCAAUAUCAAGUAUCGCAAUUUGCCUGACUCGAUCUCGGUUGCCGCUGUGAGCGAGCUGUACAGGACAGUGAUGGAGAAGACGCAGCAACUGGACAAGGCCCGAGCAGAACGGAAUCGGAUCGCAGCAGAGAUGAAGGCGCUAUUUAGUGGCGGGUCGCCCAAAGGUAAAAAGAAGAAGCAAGCAGUAGCAGAGACUUCAGUAUCAACAUCAGACGACGUGGCGUCUGCAGUAUCAACGGAGAUAUCACAUGAGGCAAAAGAGCAGCGACGACAGGAGCUGGUGGAGCGCGGUAGGGUUCUCAAGGAAGACAUUCAUGCGCAGGAAGCUGACCUCACAGCGCUGGAGACACAUUUGUACGAUCAAGCGGUCAUGAUCCCCAACACUACUCACCCAACUACACCUAUUGGGCCCGAGUCUGAGGCGCAGCUGGUUCGUGUGCGUGGAUUGCCUCGGUUGAACGUUGGCGUCAAGGCCCAUGCACAUCCGGGAUUCGAUAACUUGGACUCAGGCAGCGAAGAAGUCAUGGCGCUCAUGGGCAAUGUGUCGGACUUCCCUCUGCUGGACCAUGUCACACUUGCUAAGCAAUUAGACCUGGUAGAUUUCGAGUCGGCGACGGCUGCCACGGGAGCAAGGUGGUACUAUCUUAAGAAUGAGGCCGCGCUUUUGGAGCUGGCAUUGAUCCAAUUUGCGACCCAGCGCGCAGUCAAGGCUGGAUUCAUGCCUGUGAUCACGCCAGAUGUGGUUCGCCCAGAAGUCGUCCAGGCGUGUGGAUUCCAGCCCCGAGAUGAAGCCUCGCAGACGUAUUGGGUGUCAACAGUCGCGCCUGGUUCCAGCAGGGCAGCAACACCAGAGGGAGCACACCAUCACCAGCACUCGGCACUGUGCCUUGUUGCGACUGCGGAGAUUGCGUUGGCGGGAAUGAACCUGAACAAGGUAGUGGAAGAGAGUCAGUUGCCAAUUAAAAUGGCUGGAUUCGGAAGGGCGUUCAGGGCCGAGGCUGGUUCAAGAGGCGCGGAGGUCAAGGGGUUGUAUCGCGUCCAUCAAUUCAGCAAAGUAGAAUUGUUUGUGCUAUCGAAAGCGGAUCGAGGUGAGAGCGAUCGAAUUCUGGAGGAGAUUCGACAGUUCCAGGAGGACAUUUUUGAGGAGCUUGGACUCUGCUACAGGGUCCUGGACAUGCCUACUGAAGAGUUAGGCGCGAGCGCAUACAAAAAGUACGAUAUUGAGGCAUGGAUGCCUGGAAGGAACAGCUGGGGCGAGAUCUCAUCGACAUCGAACUGCACGGAUUACCAGUCUCGACGACUCAACAUCCGCUACAGGACUACUAAGAUCUUGAACCGCCCAGAGGCAUCAUCGUCAUCAAUAUCUGGAGAAGAUGAGACAUUGACAUCUUCCGCAGGCUCCAAUUCCUACAUGACGACUGAGUUUGUGCACACGUUGAAUGGAACGGCCAUGGCAAUCCCCAGAAUCAUUGUCGCGCUGCUAGAGACCUAUCAGCAACAGGAUGGAUCAGUCCGCUUGCCCCAGUGUCUCUGGCCAUUCAUGGCGGGCAUUAAAAAGAUUACCCCCAAGGACGACAGCACAUAUCCAUAG
Molecule: messenger RNA, 1599 nt
Organism: Gamsiella multidivaricata
Lineage: Eukaryota; Fungi; Mortierellomycota; Mortierellomycetes; Mortierellales; Mortierellaceae
Exons: 2
Coding region: 1-1599 (532 amino acids)
Biological process (GO): mitochondrial seryl-tRNA aminoacylation
Cellular component (GO): mitochondrion
Molecular function (GO): ATP binding; tRNA binding; serine-tRNA ligase activity
Source: RefSeq, a predicted model, not a curated record